Oppiella nova is the source of this 551-nucleotide messenger RNA. The record is from the annotation of a GenBank genome assembly. Lineage: Eukaryota; Metazoa; Arthropoda; Arachnida; Sarcoptiformes; Oppiidae.
UUGACAUUUGAGUUGACUGUUAGACUCAAUCACUGGUUUUAAUUGUGAGCAAGUUCAUUUAAUUGUGUUUAAGUGCUAUUCACAUCAUAUAUCAUGGCCAACUAUAGCGAGGAUCAGAUUAUGGAAUUUCAAGAGGCGUUCUCACUGUUCGACAACAGAGGCGAUGGAAAGAUAAGUGUCUCUCAGUUGGGGGAUGUGUUGCGAGCGUUGGGACAAAACCCCACCGAAACGGAGGUCAAGAAGUGCUCCAAUCAAUUGAAACCCGACGAACGAAUCGGUUUCGAAGUGUUUUUACCCAUUCUUCAGACCAUAUCGAAGAACAGGUCCACCGAUACGGCCGAAGACUUCAUCGAAGGUCUGCGCCAUUUCGACAAAGACGGCUCCGGGUAUAUCAGUUCCGCUGAACUCAGACACCUGUUGACCACUUUGGGCGAGAAGUUGACCGACGAUGAGGUCGAGCAGCUGUUGGCCGGACAGGAGGACUCUCAGGGGAACGUCCACUACGAGGACUUCGUGCGGCUUGUCAUGAGUGGGUAGACAUAGCGUCUCUC